Molecule: messenger RNA, 795 nt
Organism: Dichomitus squalens LYAD-421 SS1
Lineage: Eukaryota; Fungi; Basidiomycota; Agaricomycetes; Polyporales; Polyporaceae
Exons: 2
Source: RefSeq, a predicted model, not a curated record
CCCCCUGCUAUUAAGUUGCGGGAGCCGCAUAAGUUUGGCGGCAAAUCCGACGAUGUCAAAAAUUUCAUCCGUGACAAGGGCAGUGCGCUGGCGUGGUACAACGCCACGAUUCGUCAAAAGCCCCACUUGCUCAAUAAUUGGCAAGGGUUCACGGCUGAGUUCCUGAGUCGUUUCCAGACGACGGACUUGGUUUCUAAGUACACGCACAAAGCGGAGGCCCUGACUCACAAGGGACCCGUCGCUGAGCUGGUGAACCAGUUUCAGGAGUGCAUGGCAUAUGUGAACUGGUCUGAGCAGACGAAAAUCGUCAUGUUCAAUCGUAAGCUGAAGCCCGACCUUCGGCGCGCCCUCUUGGCGUCGCCAAAGAAGGAUACAUUUGACGAAUGGGCCCCUAUUGUCAUUGACAAAGACAACGAGUUACACGAGCUCGAAGUGGACCUUCGGCGCGAGGAGAAAAUCUCCAAGCCCAAGGCAACUGGGAAUGGGCGACCCUCGGAUCGCUCGUACAGUUCCCCGAGUUGGCGAUCGAGCGAUCGUCCAGGUACUUCCAACUCUCCCUCCCAAUCAGGGACUUCCGCUCCCGACACCAACGGCCCUACUCCUAUGGAGGUAGACGCCCUGCGUCAGGCUCCUCGGGGCCCGCUCACACCGGAGGAGAGGGCUUACCGCGACGCUAAUGGCCUCUGCCGCUAUUGCGGAGGCAAGCACAAGAUCGCUGAAUGCCCGAAGAUUCAGAAAAAACAGGCUGCCGAGAAUAAGGUUAGCAAGGCCGAUCCCUCUAAGGGAAAAGCCUGA